AUGCAUGAGAAAGACAUUCUAGAACCCAUCGCCGUGGUGGGGAUUUCCUUCAAGUUUCCACAAGAAGCUACCUCCGAGGCUUCGUUGUGGGAACUCAUGAUACAGAAACGAUGCGUUGCAACGAAAUUUCCCGAGCAGCGUUUUAACAUAGAUGCAUUUCAUAGUUCAGAUAGCAGUCGAAUGAAUAAGAUAUCCACGCAUGAUGCGCAUUUUCUGAAGGGAGACAUCCGAGACUUCGAUGCCCCAUUCUUUUCCAUUCCCCCGCUUGAAGCCGCUACAUUAGAUCCCCAGCAGCGAUCUUUGCUGGAAACGACUUAUCGAGCAUUAGAAAAUGCUGGCAUUCCAAUGGAGAGCGUCAAACGCUCGAAGAUUUCGGUUCAUGUUGGUUGUUUCACAAACGACUUCAUGACGAUGAGUUGGAGAGAUUCCCAACAAGUGCCAAAGUACAGUGGUACUGGCAGCGCUGGAUCCAUCCUUUCCAACAGGAUAAGCUGGUUUUUCGACCUAGCAGGGCCUUCUAUAACAAUCGAUACAGCGUGCUCUAGUUCAAUGGCAGCGCUUGAUCUGUCUUGCCAAGGUCUUUGGUCAGGUGAAUCGACUAUGGGCAUCGUCGCAGGCUCAAGUCUAAUUCUCACUCCAGAGAUGAACAUAGCUUUAUCUAACAUGAAUUUUCUUUCGCCAGAUGGCCGAUGCUACAGUUUUGACGAUAGAUCUAAUGGGUAUGGUAGAGGCGAAGGAUUUGGCGUUUUGAUUCUGAAGCCUAUUUCUCAGGCAAUUCAAGAUGGAGACACGAUCCGUGCUCUGAUUCGGUCUACGGGGACGAACCAGGACGGCCAUACACCGGGUGGUGUCACUCAGCCUAGCAAGGAUUCGCAGGCGAAAUUAAUCACUGAAACCUAUCGAAAAGCUGGCCUUGAUAUGGGGUGGACCAGGUUCGUCGAAGCCCACGGCACCGGAACAGCACUUGGAGACCCGAUAGAAGCCAGAGCCAUUGGGGAAAGUUUUCGGAAGUAUCAGGGUGAGAACGACGGCGUAUACAUCGGAGCUGUCAAAUCCAAUAUCGGGCAUCUAGAAGGCACAAGCGGAAUUGCCGGUGUGAUAAAGACAGUCCUUGCCUUAGAAAGAGGUGUGAUUCCACCUAACACUAAUUUUGAGGUGUUGAACCCUCAAAUAGAUGCAGAAGGGCUCAAGAUCAAGUUUCCAGUUGAAAGCAUCCCUUGGCCUAGUCAUGGGAUCAGAAGGGCAUCGGUUAAUUCGUUCGGAUUCGGCGGAACAAAUGCUCAUGCGGUGUUAGAUGAUGCGUACCAUUAUCUAUCAUCAAGACAUCUCAGUGCGAAUCACUGUACUGCAAAAUCUCUGCCAGGACGAUUCCCGUUGCAAGCUACCAAUGGUUUUCGAACUCCAUCUGGAGAAGUGCAAAGCGCCAAGCUGCUUGUCUGGUCAGCCGCAGACGAAGAUGGAAUUCAUCGACUUGCUGCAGAAUACGGCCAAUAUCUCUGUAAUCUUGACAAGAAAGACGAGGUUAAGUUUCUCAGCGAUUUAGCGUUCACUCUAAAUAUUCGACGCAGCUCGUUGCCCUGGAAGUCCUUUACUGUAGCAGACUCCGUGUCAAAGCUGGAGAAAAGUCUACUCGAAGACACACUUUCGCAGCCGAUUCGAUCUCCUACCCAGAAACCCACCCUUGGGUUUGUCUUCACCGGGCAAGGGGCACAGUGGUGGGCAAUGGGUCGAGAAUUGUCAAUCUACCCCGCUUUUAGAGCCAGUUUAAGGGAUUCUGAGGAACAUUUGCAACAAAUUAAUUGUUCAUGGUCACUUGAAGCUGAAAUGGCAAGAGAUAAAAUGUGCUCGAGAAUCAAUGAGCCGGAACUCAGCCAGACUAUAUCGACGGCUGUUCAGAUUGCCAUCGUGGACUUACUUGGGUAUGUCGGUAUUGUACCCUCAACUGUGGUAGGACACUCUUCUGGCGAGAUUGCUGCUGCCUAUUGUAUUGGCGCACUAUCCAAGAAGUCUGCGUUAAAAGUGGCAUACUUUCGUGGUAAGCUGGCAUGCAAACUCACAGACUGUCUCGAUCCGAAGUCAAAACAUUCUAUGGUUGCUGUGGGUACAUCUCCAGGUCGAAUAUACGCUAUCCUCGAAACAUUAGCUGAGCGCUUCGGCUUAAACGCGAAUCUGUUGACCGUGAGUUGCAUCAACAGCCCGAAUAAUGUCACUAUUUCGGGACCAGAAGUUCAAAUCGAUGCGUUGACAGCGCACUUGAACCAUGAAAAGAUCUUUGCCCGUAAGCUGAUGGUUAAGGUCGGAUAUCAUUCGCCGCAAAUGAACAGAAUUUCCUGUGAAUAUCUGGAGCAUCUCCGAGGUCUUCAAAAAGGAACACUAUCAAAAGCCCAGAUGAUGUCGACCGUGACCUGUAAAACAGUCUCGGCGGAUGUCUUGUUAACAGGGCAAUACUGGGUUGAGAAUAUGGUAUCUCCCGUCAACUUUCUGGGUGCAAUGAGAAACUGCUCUAUCAGAUCGAGUCCAGGUGGGAGAAAAUUAGAUAAAAGUCACUUGAGGGAAAUUGUCGUUAGUAUGUGGCUGGAGAUUGGACCUCACUCUGCACUUCAAGGGCCUAUCAGAGAUAUCUUGUCUUCCGUGAAGAGAAGUCACGAGGUGACGUACAGCUCUGUUUUAGUUCGCAAUCGAUCCGCUCUCGAAACAUUUCUUACGUCUGCUGGGACGCUGCAUUGCCAAGGUUUCCAGGUAGACUUGCAGAAAGUUAAUCGACUUGAUCCUUGCGCCAGCUUGCCUCUCGUUCUUCCCGAUCUCCCACACUAUCCUUUCAAUCAUUCUGUGGUGUAUUGGGAAGAGUCUCGAAUCGGGAAGACGUUUAGAUGUCGUGAAUAUGGUAAUCAUGAUUUGCUUGGCAGCCGAGUGGACGAUUGGAACCCUCUUGAGGGCACGUGGCGAAUGAUUAUCCGGGCAGAGGAAAUGCCAUGGGUCAAGGAGCACCGAGUCAAUGGUUCAAUACUUUACCCUGCAGCAGGAAUGCUCGUGAUGGCCAUCGAAGCCGCAAAACAGCUGGACGAUACACAGUUUGCAAUCGGUUAUGAGAUUAGUGAUGUCUCUUUUCACACCGCCCUUAUCAUUUCCCAAGAGAAUGUCGAAACGCAAAUUUGUCUCCGCCCAUCAACCGAUACUGCGAACAAAAAACACCUCUCCUACGAGUUCCGUAUCUAUUUUCACAACAGCUUCGAUCAGAAAUGGGAAGAGGUUUGUCGCGGAUGUGUACGAGCUGAUUUUGGGAGAACCGAGUCAGAUGUCAGUGUUUGCAGCGAGACUUCACAAGAACUGGAGCACUUGCGAAAUGUUCAUGCGAGAUCAGUAGCUGAACCCCAUCAAAGUAUGGAGCCUGCGAGGAUGUACCAGAUGUUCAAAAAGGUCGGGUUGGAAUACGGGCCUAAUUUUCAACAAUUGACAGACAUUCGCUUCAACAAUGCGGGAGAAGCGAUGUCAACAGUCACCCCCUCUACAUGGUCAAGAGAAUGGAGUGGCAAUGCUGCUCAAAGCCACGUUGUCCACCCAACUACCUUGGACAGCAUGUUUCAAUUAGUCUUCGUUGCUUUGAGUAACGGCGUCUCAAAGACUCUACAGACAAUGGUUCCAAGGCGUAUGCAAAAGCUCUGGAUAUCAAGCACGGGUGUCGGUACUUCGUUUCUAGGCUCGUUGCAGGCGCAUGCAGAAGCAUGCUGUCUAAGCCGCCGAAGCGCUACAUGCUCUAUAUCAGUUAUGGGUGGGGACGAUUCACUGAAGGUUCGUAUUCAAGGCUUCGAAAUCACUGCUGUCUCAAGUCCACAAAGUAUCUCUCAGGAACAAAAAGCGAAGCGAUUGUGCUACGAAACUCGUUGGGAUGUUGAUCCGCAACUUCUAGAUCUGGAUCAGAUUCUUCGACAUUGCAAACAAGCCUACGUUCCUCGCGAAGAACCAAUCGACUUCGCUGCAGAUUGCGAAUCAUUCGUUCUCUCCUGUGCUUCAAUUGCUUUGGCAGAACUUAAGCAACUCAACCGUUUACCUGCCCCAGCCCUUGCCAGAUAUGCAACCUGGCUUCAAGGUAAACUGGACAGUGAUUUGGCGAAAUUUCCCCCAGAGUAUCGGCCUUGCCGAACAGCUCACUUAGGUAAUUCGGCCAACUUAGAAGAGCUUCGUGGAAGAGUCGCCACCAAUCACCAAGGAAGGCUCUUUGAAAAGGUUGGAAAAGCACUGAGUCAAAUACUACUAGGAGAUGUCGACCCCUUACAAGUCUUAUUCGAGGACGAGCAGCUGGUAGCGAAUUUCUAUCAGGAGGUAAACGAACACACCCAGAUAUUUGCAAUGUUCUCUCGAUUCUUGGAUUCCCUCCUUCACAAAAAUCCGGGGAUGAAGAUACUGGAGAUUGGAGCUGGAACUGGCGGCACGACAGGAAUUUUACACCAAACCUCGGCGCCCGAUCCGAGCCACCCACGAUACAGCGAAUAUCACUUCACAGAUAUCAGUCCGUCGUUCUUUGCCAAGGGGAGAGAAAAGUUCCAGCACAACGGCCGAAUGUCUUUCUCUGUUCUAGACAUUGAACGAGAUAUUUUCGAUCAGGGAUUUCAAGGAGAAUACUAUGAUUUGAUUAUUGCUUCCAAUGUUCUUCAUGCUACUCGAAGCCUGAGUAAGACCAUUGGGAACACCCGCAAGUUGCUGAAACCCGGUGGGCUGCUCCUCCUCGUGGAGUUGACGGUACCAGACUUGCUCCCAGUUCCAUUCGUGUUCGGCACACUUCCUGGCUGGUGGCUGAGCUCAGAACACUAUAGGCCAAUGGGCCCGCUUAUCAAUGUUGAGCAGUGGGAUGUGGUAUUGAAAGAAAAUGGUUUCUCCGGAACGGACCUCGUUCUUAGAGAUUACCAAAGCGAAGCAUGUCACACAGCAAGUCUGAUGCUUUCUACUGCCACGGGAUCAGAUAAGGCUUCGGAGUCAGAUUUGAAUUCAAAGACCAUCGUAGUCAUUGACGAAAAUUCUUCCUUUCAACGGAAUAUGGUCGCUGCUCUUGUCUCAGAGCUGAAAGUAUGCGCAGCACUCACCAAGGAGCAGGUAUCUACGAUGCCGAACCGCGACCAAUAUCAGUACAUUAUACUAAUUGAAGUCGAUGGUCCAGUGCUCUCCAUGAUCGAUUCGCAGGCUUUCAUUUCCAUCCAGUCCUUUCUCUGUUCGUCCAAAGGCAUCCUUUGGGUGACCGGAGGUGGCGGUCGAAAGUCUGUGUUACCAGACUAUGGAAUGGCACAGGGUCUCUUCACUGUUCUUCGCCUCGAAAAUGGCACCAUCCCAAUGUCGGUAUUGGGGCUGGAGGUAUCCCCAGAUUCAUUAUGUCAAGAACAUGCAAGAAACAUUGCCGCGGUUUUUAAGAGUAUGACAUCUGCAAGAGAAACUGCUCCUGAGCUGGAAUAUGUAGAAGUGGACGGUCUACUGCAUAUCAAUCGGAUCUAUGAAGCAAAGUCACCGAACGAGCAUGUGUUCGACCAAACCAUAGUUCAGUCGCGCAUUCAACAAUUUGGAGAAGGGCCUGCGAUCAAGCUCAGCGCCGAAGUGCCUGGACUAGACUGUUUGCAAUUCAUCGAAGACUCAGAACACGACGAACCCAUGGCGCCCGGAGAGGUUGAAGUACAAGUUCAUGCGAUCGGUGUCAACUUCAAGGACCUCUUGACGGUCCUGGGUCGUGUAGACUCCGAUGUCCUAGGUUGCGAAUGCAGUGGUAUCAUCAGCCGAGUUGGUGAGGACUGCGGGUCCCUUAAGCUUGGAGACCGCGUUACCAUGAUCUCUUUCGGGGCAUACAGAACAUACGCCAGGUCUAAGGUGGAUUGCGUAAUCAAGAUCCCCGAUGAGAUGACAUUUGUGGAAGCCGCAGCGAUUCCUACAGUGUUCUGCACUGCUUUUUACAGCCUCUGCGAGAUUGCAAGAUUGGAGAAAGGAGAAUCUAUUCUCAUUCAUGCAGCAUCCGGUGGUACUGGGCAAGCGUCAAUACAAAUUGCCCGACAGAUAGGAGCCGAGAUAUUUGCAACGGUUGGUUCUGUGGACAAAAAGCUCCUUCUCAUGGAUAAGUACGGCAUUGCAGAAGACCAUAUAUUUUACAGCCGGGACACCUCAUUCGCCGAAGGCAUACAAAGGAUGACCAACAAUCGAGGGGUAGACGUGAUUCUGAACUCGUUGUCUGGAGAAGGCCUGUUGGCUUCUUGGCAAUGUAUUGCUCAAUACGGUCGAUUCCUUGAAAUAGGAAAGAAAGAUAUCAACGACCACGGCAGUCUCCCUUUGUAUCCUUUCCAUAAGAACGCUCUGUUUGCAGGGAUCGAUCUCACUUGCCUUGUUAUCAACCGACCCCACCUGAUACAACGAAUACUCCAACAAGUAAUGUCAAUGUUCAGUCUCAAUCAACUCUCAGCACCAUAUCCACUCCAUGUGUUUCCGAUCUCUGAUACAGAAAAAGCGUUCCGCUUCCUUCAAGGAGGCAAAAGUUCAGGCAAAAUUGUUCUCAAGAUUGAGGAGAAAUCAAAAGUCCUUACGUCUUUGACAACGAAGUCAGCAUAUCGGUUUAAGAACAAUGUAACUUAUGUGAUAUCAGGUGGGCUCGGCGGUCUUGGACGGAGUAUCUCCAGGUGGAUGGUAGCAAGAGGCGCGAGGAACCUGAUCCUACUUUCCAGGUCCGGACCAGCGUCCAAUGUGAAGGCUCAGGAACUUCUUGCUGAACUUAGGAAAAAAGGAGUACAUGUGGUGGCUCCUGCAUGUGAUAUCACCUGUUUGCCAUCGCUUCAAAAGAUUCUAGACGACUACAAGGACGAAAUGCCUCCCAUCAUGGGUUGUUUUCAAGGUGCAAUGGUCCUGAAAGAUGCUACGUUUGCUGCAAUGUCUUUCCAAGACUGGAAAACCUGUACUAUGCCCAAGGUUCAGGGGUCAUGGAACUUGCAUACCUUACUCCCCAAGGGCUUGGAGUUCUUCAUCCUCCUCUCCUCUACUUGUGGCAUCUAUGGAAACCCUGGCCAGAGCAACUACGCAGCAGGAAAUACCUACCAAGCUGCAUUGACAAACUAUCGAGUAUCUCAAGGAGAAAAAGCUACAACAAUCGAUCUCGGCGUUGUUCUGUCAGAAGGCUUUGUUGCUGAGAACGCUCACAUCAUGGAGCAUCUGAAACGAGUUGGAGUCUUGGACAGCUUGAGCCUUGACGAGCUAUUUGCGCUGCUCGACUAUUAUUGUGACCCUGCUUUCAGUCCAGAGACAACAAUGCAAAGCCAUGUGACCACUGGAAUUUCCCUUCCAACCGACAUCCGUGCCCAGGGCGGCGAAGUCCCAUAUGCUCUACAACAGCCGGUCUUCCUCAGCCUUCACCAGAUUGAUAGCUCAACAAAGUCCACGAUCAAAAUCAGUGAGCACAGUCAAGAUUUCAAAGCACUCUUUGCGUCCGCAGCCUCUUUGAAAGACGCGGGACUGCUUGUAUCUGAAGGCUUGUGCAAAAAGCUAUCUCGCGUCUUAGGUAUCCCGAAGGAGACCAUUGCAUUGAAUGGCAGAGUUGAUAGCUAUGGAGUGGACUCUUUGGCCGCUGUGGAAUUGAAGAAUUGGUUGUCGCGCGAGAUGAGUGCUGACGUAGCCGUUUUUGAAAUCUUGGGCGGUCCAACCCUGAUAGAUGUUGGAUUGACGACUGCAGCGAAGAGCGCAUUCCGGAAGGACGAUUGGACUAAUUAAAAGAGUGGUACUGUUGGAAGUUUGAACUGAUACAUGGCGCUGAUUCAGCCAACUUGUCAAGUUUCAAUUUAUUUAGAAGGUGUGGGAAAGGAAUCCCGAAUGCACUAAUUAGCC
Mollisia scopiformis is the source of this 7839-nucleotide messenger RNA. RefSeq names its product reducing type I polyketide synthase. Gene Ontology annotation, molecular function: zinc ion binding; phosphopantetheine binding; fatty acid synthase activity. The coding region runs from base 1 to 7725 and encodes 2574 amino acids. NCBI's taxonomy places the organism in Eukaryota, Fungi, Ascomycota, Leotiomycetes, Helotiales, Mollisiaceae. The transcript has 12 exons. Gene Ontology annotation, biological process: fatty acid biosynthetic process; secondary metabolite biosynthetic process. The record is from RefSeq and is a predicted model, not a curated record.